This is a messenger RNA of Botrytis porri, 2412 nucleotides long. RefSeq lists its product as uncharacterized. Gene Ontology annotation, molecular function: 4 iron, 4 sulfur cluster binding; FMN binding; catalytic activity. The record is from RefSeq and is a predicted model, not a curated record. Lineage: Eukaryota; Fungi; Ascomycota; Leotiomycetes; Helotiales; Sclerotiniaceae. Bases 1 to 2412 code for a protein of 803 amino acids. The transcript has 2 exons. Gene Ontology annotation, biological process: wybutosine biosynthetic process.
AUGGCUUACGGUAGCUGGAUUUCAAGGCCGAUUUGGUCUUAUGAGAUCGAUGAUAUAGUCGCAUUAUGGCAUCUUUAUCGCAUUCCAAUCAUUCUUACGACGGCCACGAUUCUCAUACUCGUCAGGAUAACCCUUCGUCCGCGAACAGUGAGGGAGAAACUAUCUGCAUCGCCUUUGCCCUCAUCACCGCUUCUACCUGCGGUGAAAGAAAAGAUAUCACCACCUGUAAUUGACGAAAAGAAAGCCAAUGGCGUCAAAGCCCCACGAAGAAUAGUCGGAGGCAUCAAAAAACGCAAAUCUUCCGAGGAAAACCUGCAGACUGGCCCCCAAAAGAUUCAACCCCUCGUUUUCUUUUCAUCAUUGACUGGCACGACAGAAAAGACUGCCAAUGCUUUUGUGGAGAGCAUUAGAGGCGAUCUCUCUGGACGUGCCAAUGGGCAAAGAAUUCAAUUUCUCGAAUCUCAACUACUCGAUUUAUCAUAUAUUGACUAUGAUGACUACUUCAUCAACCCACCAAAGGGCGAAUCUGGAGUUAGCUACUUUUAUCUAGUGCUCAUCCCUAGUUAUAAUAUCGAUACUGUGUUGGACAAUUUCCUGGAACAUUUACAAGAAACACAUAAUGAUUUUAGAAUCGACACAGCGCCAUUGUCGCCCUUGGUAGGGUACUCAGUGUUUGGGUUUGGGGAUAGAGAGGGUUGGCCAACGGAGGAAGAAGGAUUCUGUUCGCAGGCUAAGGACGUGGAUAAAUGGUUAGCGAAAUUAACGGGAAGAAAGAGAGCGUUCCCUCUGGGAAUGGGCGAUGCAAAGACGGACGCAAAAGAAAGGUUGGCGGAAUGGAAGGAGGGAGUGGUAGACGUGCUGGAGCAUAUUGCAAAGACUGGAAAUCUAGGCGAAGGGGUUGUCGGAAGUGGAGAUGCGGUAGAGAGUGAUGUGGAGGAUAUUGAGGAUGACGAUGAUGGGGAAGUUCUUUUUGAUGAACAAAAUGUUGCGUCGAGAAAAGCCAGGACGCAAAAGAAAGAUGACAGUCUAAACGAUUUAGAGGAUAUUGGUGGUGUUCUGAAUAAUACUGAAACCAUAGACAAUACUACUGGUGAAGAACCGGAAGAACUCGAGAUAGACUUCACGACAGUCGGAUUGAAGAAGGGGAAGGCCAAGACAGCUCCAGUUGUCGCUAAGGAGAUGGUUCCAACAACUUCGCCUACAUAUGCAGCUUUAACAAAGCAAGGCUACUCAAUUGUAGGGUCGCAUUCAGGAGUCAAGAUUUGUAGGUGGACAAAAUCGGCUUUGCGAGGCAGGGGAUCUUGUUACAAAUAUUCAUUUUAUGGCAUUGCAUCUCAUCAAUGUAUGGAGACUACGCCAUCAUUGUCAUGUUCUAACAAGUGUGUUUUCUGCUGGAGACACGGUACUAACCCCGUUGGAACCACCUGGAGAUGGAAGGUAGACCAACCAGAAAUGAUCUUCAAUGGUGUCAAAGCUGGACACUACAAGAAGAUCAAGAUGAUGAGAGGUGUUCCUGGUGUCCGAGCCGAACGUUUCGCGGAAGCAAUGCGCAUUCGUCACUGUGCUUUAAGUUUAGUCGGCGAACCAAUUUUCUACCCUCACAUCAACGAGUUCACGAGUAUGCUCCACAAAGAACACAUCUCCACCUUCCUUGUUUGCAAUGCACAACAUCCAGAUCAACUCGCCACCCUUCAGCCCGUCACUCAACUCUACGUUAGUAUCGACGCUUCAAACAAGGAAUCUCUCCGUAAAAUCGACAGACCCCUCCAUCGAGAUUUCUGGGAACGCUUCCAGCGCUGUCUCGAAAUUCUCCGCGAGCGUCGCUUUGAACAGCGUACCGUAUUCCGUCUUACGCUCGUCAAAGGUUUCAAUAUCGAAGAUGAAGCGGAAGGUUAUGCCGAUCUUGUCGAAAAGGGAUUGCCUUGUUUCGUGGAGGUCAAAGGAGUGACAUAUUGUGGAACAUCAUCUUCCGCUGGUGCAGGACUCACGAUGCAAAACGUACCAUUCUAUGAAGAGGUUUGCGCCUUUGUCGAAGCUCUUACCGCAUCCCUUAAGAGAAGAGGAUUAGGUUAUGGUAUUGCAGCAGAACAUGCUCACAGUUGUUGUAUCUUGAUUGCAUCUGAUAGAUUUAACAUUGCGGGUAAAUGGCACACGAGGAUCGACUACAAGAAGUUUUUCGAGUGCUUAGAGAGUGGAGAGAAGUUUGGCCCAGAGGAUUAUGUGGGUGCUGAGACCCCAGAAUGGGCAACAUGGGGACAGGGUGGAUUUGAUCCAAGGGAUGAGAGAGUAUAUAGGAAAGGGAAGAAUAAGGUCCCUUUGCCGGAAAUUCAAGGCAUGAUUAUGGGAGAGGUUCAAGAUGGGGGUGAGGAUAAGGUUGCUGAAAACAGCACCAAGGAUGAUCUUGCUUUCUAG